Molecule: messenger RNA, 1842 nt
Organism: Bombina bombina (fire-bellied toad)
Lineage: Eukaryota; Metazoa; Chordata; Amphibia; Anura; Bombinatoridae
Product: homeodomain-interacting protein kinase 4-like
Exons: 2
Coding region: 1-1842 (613 amino acids)
Biological process (GO): peptidyl-serine phosphorylation; peptidyl-threonine phosphorylation
Cellular component (GO): nucleus; cytoplasm
Molecular function (GO): ATP binding; protein tyrosine kinase activity; protein serine/threonine kinase activity
Source: RefSeq, a predicted model, not a curated record
AUGGAGCAGCUGAGGUCCAAAAAUGACUGCUAUGAUAUCAUUGAAUUUUUAGGUAAAGGGACAUUUGGUGAAGUGGUUAAAACCAGGAAGAGAAGCAAUGGUGAACUUGUAGCCAUCAAAACCCUUAAGAAUAGCAUCUUCAGAAGCAAACUAAUUAACAAUGAGAUUAAGGUGCUCAAUGCCUUACGAGGAGUGGAUCCUGAGAGGUGGCACAUCAUCCACUUCUAUGAAUAUUUCAAUUAUGAUAGCAAAUUAUGCUUGGUGUUUGAACUCCUCCAUCACAGCCUAUAUGAUUACCAAAAACAGAGUAAGUUUUGCCCAAUGCCUGUCAGGCAUAUACGGACUAUUACCAGUCAAAUCCUAAAAGCACUUUCCAAGUUAAAAGAACUUUCUGUUAUCCAUGCAGACUUAAAACUGGAAAAUAUAAUGCUAGUUAACCAGACAAGGUACCCCUUCAGAAUCAAAGUCAUCGAUUUUGGAUCUGCAAAUAUAUUUAAAGAAGUUAGAUAUAUGAAACAACCCUACAUCCAAACUCGCUUCUACAGAGCCCCUGAGAUUAUAUUGGGUUUGCCCUUCAGUGAGAAAAUUGACAUUUGGUCUCUUGGGUGUGUUAUGGCAGAACUUCAUCUUGGAUGGCCGCUUUACCCGGGAGACAAUGAAUAUGAUCAGAUACGCUAUAUCUGUGAAGCACAAGGAAUACCCAAUGACCUCUUAUUAACCAAGGGCAGCAAAACGUUGACUUUCUUUAAAAGGAUAAAAAAUAAACAGUUAGGAAGCUGGUGGAAACUCAAAUCUGCACAAGAGUAUCAGCUUGAAACCAAUGUAAAAUCUGUAGAGCGCAGAAAAUACAUCCUGAAAUCUCUUGACCAAAUGGAAUUGCUUAAUGCCCCAAAGUCUCCUUACUCUGAUAUUGAAGCUUUGGCAGAAUAUGAAGACUUAAGGAACAUGGUUCAGCUGAUAAAGAAGAUGCUGUCCUGGGAAUCCCAUGAAAGGAUAAAUCCUAACUUAGCCAUGAAACAUCCAUACAUUUCACUGCAGGACAUAAUCAAAAGCUAUAAGAACACCAACUAUUUUCAGCUCUGUCUGCAGAGCCUUCAUAGUGCAAACACUAGUGACCAAAGCCCGGGCUACAGAAUACAAACUGUAAAUCACAAUGCACAAAACCAGUCCCUUUACUGUUGUGUCAAAAUGAUGCCAAGUAUUGCAGAUAAGACCUUGCAAAGAAUCACUGACCAAAACGACCAGCUGAGCACACAAGACUCCAGGGAAGUUGCCAAAGUCAACUUGUGGAACGACAGAUCAGACAUGAGCAAUACUCAAUUUGAAACAUCUUUUGAAAGUUCUGAUUCAUAUCAAGAUGCUAUUUACCAGAACAUGCCAACCUACACAUCAAGGCUGCCUCCCCCUGAACAAAGCAAAGAACCAGAAGUGGGUUAUUACUGGGACUUUAAGGUUCCAAAGCACUCAAAGGUCCUUAUCAAUUCUAAGCCAAAGAAUAAUUUUGCAGAUAUCAUUCUUUUGGAUAAUCAGAGCACAUCUAUUGAGGAAGAAAGUUGCAGAUUUAUACCUGCAUCUUUUUCUAUGAAUGAAUCUAGCAGUGAAUUUUCUUUCAAUGAGUCUAGUAUUGUAGAAGAUCAUAUUUGUCAUACCAGGAUUUGUUCAUCUCCAUCUGUAGAGGAAGAGGAACAUUAUUCUGGUAACGCAUCUUCUGCCUUGGAAUUUUCUGGAAAUGACAAAUGGAGAUUCUGUGAAAACCUUUGGGAAAAUCGUACCAGCCAAACAUGCAACUGCCAUACAUUCCUCAACCACCAGUCAUACAGGCAUGUCCUCAGCCACCAAUAA